AUGGAUCCACCCACACAUAUGGGGAUAGACGGAGAACUGAUCCUGACAUUGAUGCUCAGACGGGUACGUCAACUUAUUCUUACCCAUCUAGAAGAGGCCAAUGAGGCCUAUUCUCAGUUAUUGAGCUCCGAGCUAUUUGGAAACGAGCAGCUUGGAUCAUCACCAUCUUCUCACCAUGCAUAUACCAGCAUGUCUCCGUCCCGUGGAAAUGCAUAUACGUCACAGACAAACUCACCCUCGCGCCAUCGAACACUCCGUUCAGACUCUCUGGGUACCUUGUCUCCUAAAAAGAAUCUUUUAAACUUCCGCAGCCUGAAAUCCGGGUCUUCUACGCCACAUCGCCUGUGUGACUACCGCAUGUCAGGCUCUCAACUUACCUCAAGCCGUCUUCUCGAAGCUACGACGCGGGAGGGCGACCAAAGUCCGUAUGGGCCAACUGCGUCCGGGCUCUCGCAAUUGGGAAGCCCAGGCAUAUCGCCAUCGAGCUCAGCCUCGGGGCUCUUCUCUCCAGGUGAGCAGGUGGACUCUCCUGUCCACACUGCCUUUAGCACGAGUCCCGUGAAGCCCGAGAGCCAACGUCUGCUGCUCGGUGCACGGAAGUCCACGCGGCUAAUCAGCAGGGUACCAUACAAGGUGCUGGAUGCGCCAGAUCUAGCUGAUGACUUUUAUUUAAACCUAGUGGACUGGUCUAGUCAAGAUAUGCUGAGCGUGGGUCUUGGAAAAUGCGUGUAUUUGUGGUCUGCCAAGUCCUCGAGCGUCACCAAAUUGUGCGAUCUGCAGGGUGUACAAGACAGCAUAACGGGUCUGAGCUGGUCCAACCACGGUCAGUUUCUGGCUGUCGGCUCUCAAUCUGGUCUCGUGCAGAUCUGGGACGUGGAAACGCAAAAGUUGCUGCGCACCAUGAUGGGCCAUUCGGCGCGCGUCGGCGCGCUGACGUGGAACAACCAUAUUCUCACAACCGGCUCGCGUGAUCGUGCCAUUUAUCAUCGCGAUGUGCGGGUUCCCGACCACCAUAUCAAGACACUUUUAUCACAUCGACAGGAGGUCUGUGGACUCAAAUGGAAUUUAGCGCAGAAUCAGCUCGCCUCGGGAGGCAACGACAACAAACUAAUUGUCUGGGACGGGCUUCAUGAUUCACCACUGCACAAGUUUACGGAGCACACUGCUGCUGUGAAGGCUAUUGCAUGGAGUCCACAUCAGCAGGGGCUUCUUGCCUCAGGUGGUGGUACCGCGGAUAUGAAAAUUCGGUUUUGGAACACACAGACUGGGUCGCCCUUGUCCGUGAUCGACACGGGCAGUCAGGUGUGUAACUUGGCAUGGAACAAAACGUCCAACGAAAUUGUCAGCACACACGGCUACUCGAGCGGGCUGGUUCACAACCAAAUCCAAGUGUGGCGAUAUCCAAGCCUUUCACAAGUAGCCACACUCACGGGGCACACGAUGCGUGUGCUGUAUUUGGCGAUGAGCCCCUCCGGCAAGUCGAUUGUCACGGGUGCCGGCGACGAAACAUUACGAUUCUGGGAUCUGAAUACACCCAUCCGCGACACUGUCGACCGGGCGGACGACCAUGGGCUGCAAGCCUCCUUUACCAAGCUUCGCUAA
This is a messenger RNA of Malassezia sympodialis ATCC 42132, 1602 nucleotides long. RefSeq lists its product as uncharacterized. The record is from RefSeq and is a predicted model, not a curated record. Lineage: Eukaryota; Fungi; Basidiomycota; Malasseziomycetes; Malasseziales; Malasseziaceae. The transcript is spliced from 2 exons. Gene Ontology annotation, molecular function: ubiquitin ligase activator activity; protein binding; anaphase-promoting complex binding. Gene Ontology annotation, biological process: positive regulation of anaphase-promoting complex-dependent catabolic process; anaphase-promoting complex-dependent catabolic process; positive regulation of ubiquitin protein ligase activity. Bases 1 to 1602 code for a protein of 533 amino acids. Gene Ontology annotation, cellular component: anaphase-promoting complex.